AAAGUUUUAGUUUUUACACAAACGGAAGUCAUCUGAUGUGCGAUGGAAAAGUGAAAAUCAGUGUUUUCUUUAAAUGAUGUAAAAUGGGUAACAAAAUAUCAACUUUCACAGAGGAACAACUAGAUGCAUAUCAGGAUUGUACAUUUUUCACAAGAAAAGAAAUUUUAAGAAUAUUUAACCGUUAUCGUAUGCUAUCACCAGGAAAUGUCCCUGAAGAUAUGAGAGAUGGAAAAACUAACUCAUUUAGAAUUCCUUUACCUGAGGUAGAGAAAAUGACUGAGAUCAAGGAGAAUCCAUUUAAAGAAAGAAUCUGUAAAGUGUUUUCAGAAGAUGGAUCAGGUGACAUGUCAUUUGAUGAUUUCCUGGACAUGUUUUCUGUGUUUUCUGAAGCUGCUCCUAGAGAUAUUAAAACUACAUAUGCCUUUAAAAUUUAUGAUUUUGACUGUGAUAACUUCAUAGGAAGAGAUGACUUAGAGAGGACCCUGACUUGUCUCACUAAAAAUGAACUGUCAGAUGAUGAGAAACAGUUUAUAGUUGAUAAAGUAUUAGAGGAGACAGAUCUUGAUGAUGAUGGAAUGUUGUCAUACAUAGAAUUUGAACAUGUUAUUUCUAGAUCUCCAGAUUUUCUGAACACAUUCCAUAUAAGAAUAUGACCAGAACAGUAAUUGAAGAUACAUUUUACCUUGACAGCAAGCCAGUUUUAAUCUAAAAGUUUCAACAAAUGAACUUCUUGUGAUAGGUUUUUCAGCAUGUUGAGUCAUAAUUGACUGUAAUAUUGUAUUAAUGCAGCACAUUUAAAAUCAAAGGAUGCAUGUACAUCAAUCAUCUUGAGAAAAAAAACUAAUCUAUUUAAUGUAAUUGUUGAUGAUUUGUUGUUAGUGAUGCUGAUUUGUAUCCUUAGAAACAAAAUUGAUUUGAAAAUGAAAACUUAUACAUGUAACAUUUAUAAAAACUUAUGUCUAGAUACCAUGUUAUUAUAGUUUUUGGGUAAAGAUUGCAUGAAAUGCAAUUAAAAUCCUAUUUUACUGACUUGAUAUCUAAAUCUUCAAAGGUUUUUCACUACCCAUGAGAUACACAACAUAAAGUGCAUUAUUCAUAACACUGAUACAUCCCAUUCAUGAACAUUUCCAGAAAUUUAUUGAUAAAAUAAAUACUUGUAUAUGAAAAAAAAUUUACAUAACUUAUGCAAGAUGCAGGAGUAUCUGUUCUAUAUAUAAAAAUAUCAAUUAUUUCAUUGUACAGGUCAUCUUUAAAAAUUGAAGUUAUCUCUUUUGUCCAGAAUUUAAGUUGAGCUACAACCAUUGCUUUACUUUAUUCAGUGCAACAUUUUGUUUGACUUUCCUAUGAUAAAUUAAAGCAAUCUUUACCCUACAGUGUGCAAACACGCAUUUUGAUUGAAAACAUAUACUUUAAAAGAUUUUCAAAAAUUUGGUAUCUGAUUGGGAUCUGUAAGUUUUAAAAGUUAAAACUGAAAGCUAUUCUUUACGUUAGAGAAGAAUUAAAAAAUAUCUAUGCAACUUUUUCCUCUCUGAAGAUACGUUCUCAUUUUAUAUUAUAUGCAAUGAAAUAUUCUAGUCAUUAUAAUUGUUUAUGAUUUGUUUUUGUUUCUAUAUUUUUCAAACUAUACUAUAGAUGUUAAAUCAUAAUUUUAAUAAGAAUUGAUUUAUUGAUUCACUUAAUAUGAUCAAUAAUGAUAUUUUUGAAUUGUUUUUUUACUAAUCCCAUUUUUAGUGUCAUUCUUCUGUUGAGUAAGCAUAUAUAAGAUAUAUCAUAGAUAAUAUUUGAAAAUUCAUAUGUUAAGUCAUAUUUAAUUUCAAAUGUUUUUCACUGUUCAUGUAUUUUACUUAAGGUCAAUCAAGAUGUGUGCAGUCCCAUCUGCAAUGUACAUUAUUGUAAACAAAGGCACACCCUAUGCUGCUGUACAUCUUACUUAAGACUGAACAUAUUUCAGUUAACAGAACAAAAGUCUGAAUAUUCUGAUGUAAGUUGAGGUGUUGGCAAAAUUACUCUAAAAUGGAAUGACUUAAUUAUUUAAUAUUCAGACAUUUAUGAUUGACAUUGCUCUUCAAACUCAAAAUUUAAAGUAAUGAAUUUAAAGAUAAAUAUUGAUUCAGAAUGCAAACAUUAAUUAAAGAUUAGAGAAUAUAUCAUUGUAUAUAAUGUAUAGAAAUACAAUUUUUAAGUAUUGUAAAAGAAUGUGACAAUUCGUUUGGUGUACAUGUCCAUUAAGGAAAACUUGUAAUUGUUCUUUAAAACAUCCAACAUUCACAAAAUUUAUGGAACAUCAGAUAACUUUAUCAAUUGUAUACUACUGGUUUUGAUAUGAAAAAUAAUAAUGUUGAAUACUCA
Molecule: messenger RNA, 2349 nt
Organism: Mytilus trossulus (common blue mussel)
Lineage: Eukaryota; Metazoa; Mollusca; Bivalvia; Mytilida; Mytilidae
Product: calcium and integrin-binding family member 2-like
Exons: 7
Coding region: 84-653 (189 amino acids)
Biological process (GO): calcium ion homeostasis
Molecular function (GO): calcium ion binding; magnesium ion binding
Source: RefSeq, a predicted model, not a curated record